GGCACAGACCCAGACCCAGAGGGGUGCCAUCAAAAGACAAAACCACCUCAAGAGGAAGGAAUCACCUUGAAGGGGGGGCUACGGCAUAGUGACCAAUCAACUUGAGGGGAAAUCAUCAUCUCUGGAAAAAAGAAUACCUCGUAUCUUCUAUCAUUACUAUUGAACUAUCAUCUAACAUUUCCCAUGGUUUUUCUGCACUGAUUUGGAUUAUAAAUUAUCUUUUUGGGACACUUUCGGCAUCCAUGUGAAAGCUUUUGGAUUAUCCUCUGAGGUCUACUGUGUCCUUUACCAUCUGAGGGAUCUACCUGCUUAUCCCCUCCACCUGGAACAACUUAGAUGAGCUCAACCCGCUAACUACUCAUAACAAGCGCGAGGUCUGCAGUGACCACCGUAUUUCUGUAACACUGAAACAUCCUCUUCGUUGAUCGGUGCAUGGUAGUGAGCCAUGGUGCUGCUGAAGAUAAAGUUCACCCAGCAGCGGAGGGUGCAUCUGGCCCAGGGCCUGUGGCUGCUGUCCUGGAUGGCAGUGAUGUCGGGGGGCAUCAUCUUUUUUCUGGGGGUUUACCUUAAGACAGAGCUGCUCCGUAGGUCCGAGGUGAUGGACAACACAGAGAUCCACGUGGUGCCCAACAUCCUGAUGAUAGUGGGCCUGGCCUCCAUCGGCACCAACUGGGUGGCCAGUCGUAUGUGUCAGGACUCCAUGGACCCGACCCGCUUCCCUCGUUGGAAGGUUCCCCUGCUGGCUUGGUUUGCUGUCGCGGCGGUGCUCUGUUGCCUGCUCAUCGCUGUCGUUGCGCUCAGCUACGCCCUGCAGGGAAGCCUGGAGGAGUCCCUGAAGGUCGGCCUAAGGAAUGGCAUCCGGUUCUACAAGGAUACCGACGUGCCGGGCCGCUGUUUUCAAAAAGAAACCAUUGAUCGUCUGCAGAUGGAGUUUCGCUGUUGUGGAAACAACAACUUCAAGGAUUGGUUUGAAGUUCAGUGGGUCAGCAACAGAUACUUGAACUUCACUUCCAAGGACAUCAAGGAUCGUAUCCGGAGUAACGUGGACAACCGUUACCUGUUGGACGGCGUUCCUUUCAGCUGCUGUAACCCCACCUCCCCUCGCCCCUGCCUGCGGUACCACCUGACAGAUAACAACGCCCACUUCAACUAUGACUACCAUUCAGAGGAACUCAACCUGUACAGCCGCGGUUGCAGGCAGGCGCUGACCGACUACUACAUGGAUCUGAUGAACUCAACUGGUCCUGGUGUGCUGUCAGUCAUCUUAGUACAGCUGUCAGUGCUUCUGAGUUUGCGGUACCUUCAGACAGCUGUGGAAACAGCGAUGGUUAUGGAGGACCCGGAGGGCGACAGCGAGGGAUUUCUCCUGGAGAAGAGUGUGAAAGAAACCAUUGAGGACUUCAAAAUCAAUGUUCUCACCAUGCUAAAGUUUGGGCAGGUUGACCCCAACGCUGCCGAGGGGUCCUCUGAGGCUGCAGGCGCUGAGAAGGAUGCAAGUUAGUGCGGAAGAAAUGUUGAGCUGAGGGGGAACGUGUGGUUUCUUGGUUGUGUGAAUCGGAGAUGGCGGGUAAAACACCUUUGCCGCAACUCUCUGGCACAUGGCCAAAACAAGGCAAUAAAGAGGGAAUCUUAUCAGGCCCUCCACAGAGACUAAACAUCUCCUCUGUGAAGGACUUCAUGCAUGUGUAACCAUCAGAGAAUCUGUAAAGAGAUGUUUAGUACUUUUUGUUGUAACUAGCGAGUGCGUUCAGUUUAAAGUGGUGUUUUGACGUUUGGCUAAAAGCUGGAAAAGCCAUCACAUGAAGCUGAAGUUCAUCCCAUAAAAACUGUAUUCAUCUCAUGGAUGUAGAGUUUGUACUGACCUGCAAUGAAAUGCUUAAAAAACUGUUAAAAUGGCACUUGAAUAAUAUAUUAAAGGUAGACGUUUUUAACUGC
Molecule: messenger RNA, 1935 nt
Organism: Pseudoliparis swirei
Lineage: Eukaryota; Metazoa; Chordata; Actinopteri; Perciformes; Liparidae
Gene: rom1b
Product: retinal outer segment membrane protein 1b
Exons: 6
Coding region: 446-1501 (351 amino acids)
Biological process (GO): visual perception
Cellular component (GO): membrane
Source: RefSeq, a predicted model, not a curated record